CCGAGGGAGCGGCUCCUCCACAAAGGAUCCUGUUUCCCCCAGAGAAGAUUCGCAUGGCCUGGCAGCAACAACAGAGAGUUGGAGCGGGGCUCGACAACCUGGGCAACACGUGCUUCCUCAACUCCGUCCUGCAGUGCCUGACGUACACACCCCCUCUGGCCAACUACCUGCUCUCUCGGGAGCACAGCCAGUCGUGUCGUCAGCAAGGCUUCUGCAUGAUGUGCACAAUGGAAGAGCACGUUAACAUCGUCCUGCGUUCCUCAGACAGCGCCAUCCAGCCUACGGCUGUCGUCAGUGUUCUCACACGCAUAGGAGAACAUUUCCAGCUUGGCGUGCAGGAGGACGCCCACGAGUUCUUACGCUACACGGUCGAUGCCAUGCAGAGGGCUUGUCUGAGUGGCAGCAGCGAGUAAGCAAAUUGCCUCUCCAGUGUUCCGAAGCCCUUCGCACUCCUUCACGUAACCCCGUCAAGGAAAACCUGUGCCCAGGGUUUUCAGGCCAAGUAAAACUCCUGGAGGAGAUAACUCUCUGCCGCCUUACCAUUUA
Messenger RNA from Phalacrocorax carbo (great cormorant), 546 nucleotides. NCBI's taxonomy places the organism in Eukaryota, Metazoa, Chordata, Aves, Suliformes, Phalacrocoracidae. The record is from RefSeq and is a predicted model, not a curated record.